AUGGCCGGAGCCGCGCCCUCAGCGUGGCUGCCGCUGCUGCUGACGCUGCUGUCGCCGUCCUGGGCACCCCUGGGAGCCGCGGCCAUAAGCGUGCAGGCGCCCGCCCAGGUGCGAGGCUUCUUGGGCAACUCAGUGAUGCUGCCGUGCCACCUGCAGCCGCUGGAGCCCAACCUGCAGGUGACGCUGGUGACGUGGAUACGGCGGGGCCCGGCGGGCAGAGACCGCAGUGUGGCAGUCUUCCACCCCGUGCGGGGACCCAACGUCUCCGAGCCCGGGAGGUUGGAGUUCGCGGCCGCCAGGCCAGGCGCGGAGCUGCUGGACGCAUCGCUGGUCGUGUCCGGGCUGCGCGCCGAGGACGAAGCCAAUUACACCUGCCAGUUCGCCACGUUCCCGCAGGGCAGCAGGAGCGCGCGCACCUGGCUCCGCGUGCUCGCCAAGCCCCACAGCACAGUUGAGGCCCAGGAGGUCCCACUCAGCCCGCUCACCCGGGGGCCUGUGCCUGUGGCCCGCUGCAUCUCCACAGGGGGCCGCCCACCUGCCCGAAUCACCUGGUCCUCACACCUGCACGGGAUGGCCAAUAAGAGCCAGGUGCCCGGGCCCCUGCCCAGCACGUUCACCGUCACCAGCCUCUUAACCUUGAUGCCCUCAAGCCAGGCAGAUGGCAAGAAUGUCACCUGCAGGGUGGAGCAUGAGAGCUUUGAGGAGCCGGAGCUGCUGCCUGUGAUCCUCACCCUGCGCUACCCCCCUGAGGUCUCCAUCUCCGGCUACGAUGGCAACUGGUACCUUGGCCUCAGUGGGGCCACCCUGAACUGUGAUGUCUACAGCAACCCAGAACCCACAGGCUAUGACUGGAACACGUGAGUUGUGUGGACCCAGACUCCUGGGUCUGAGGGAGGAGGGGGAUGCAUUAAGGUAAAAAGAGAGAAAGAGGUCGACUUUGGACCCUCAGUAAAAUUUUUGUAUGACAAUUGCAGAGCUUCCAAGGUGGUUUAGUCCAGGUUCAUCGAUACACCUGUUCUUUACAGUGUGCCUGCUCUGCACUGAAUACUUCCUCUCAUUCCAUGUGAUUCCCACACCGUGCACAAUCAGCCGGGUUAAAGGGCAGCCAUGAGAGAGCACUCAGCUCUCAAAUCCAUGUCUGGCUCCAAAACUGAUCCUCCUAGCCUCUGGGCUGUACCACAGCCAUCACCUCAUGUAACCUGCUCAGUCAUCUCCAACGAAGCAAGUACUAUCCCUUUGCCUAGAUGAGAAAGUUAAGGCUCAGAGCAAUGAGGAGCUCUCCCAAAAUUAAGGCUGGAGUUAAGAGUGGGGGAGGAAAAGACAAAGGGAUAAAUUAUUUUACUAAAUUUUUAUUGGGCAUUUUUCCUUAUUUCAAAUUAUCCUGUGACCAUUGUAGAAACUUCAAACAGUUCAGUCAAGAGCAAAAACAAAAUAGAGCCUGUAGUCAAGUGUACCCAACCACCUCCAGAAAUAUCCACUGUUACCUUGUUAUGUAUCUUUCCUGUCUUUUUUCUCUGUUUCUAAACAAAAUCUGGAAUUGUGCUGAAUGUACAGUUUUGAAACUUACUCUAUCUUGUGAACACCUUUCCAUGUCAAAGAACAUAGAUCCACAAUCCCAUUCUUCUUGACAUUUAUUAGGAAAAUUUUCAAACAUCCAGAAAAACCAUAAGAAUUUUCCAAUGAGCA
Molecule: messenger RNA, 1686 nt
Organism: Galeopterus variegatus (Sunda flying lemur)
Lineage: Eukaryota; Metazoa; Chordata; Mammalia; Dermoptera; Cynocephalidae
Gene: PVR
Product: poliovirus receptor
Exons: 4
Coding region: 1-861 (286 amino acids)
Biological process (GO): establishment of mitochondrion localization; homophilic cell-cell adhesion; positive regulation of immunoglobulin mediated immune response
Cellular component (GO): focal adhesion; plasma membrane; apical junction complex
Molecular function (GO): cell adhesion molecule binding
Source: RefSeq, a predicted model, not a curated record